Messenger RNA from Lottia gigantea (owl limpet), 3309 nucleotides. RefSeq lists its product as hypothetical. Gene Ontology annotation, cellular component: nuclear envelope; cytosol. Lineage: Eukaryota; Metazoa; Mollusca; Gastropoda; Lottiidae. The record is from RefSeq and is a predicted model, not a curated record. Gene Ontology annotation, biological process: protein export from nucleus; protein import into nucleus. Gene Ontology annotation, molecular function: small GTPase binding; nuclear export signal receptor activity. The coding region runs from base 1 to 2907 and encodes 968 amino acids. The transcript is spliced from 26 exons.
AUGGAGGUUAAUGAUACAAACAUGCAAGCUUUAGCUAGUUAUCUUCAACAAACACUUUCUCCUGAUAGAGAUACUAGAAAACAGGCUGAGAAGUUUUUGGAAUCAGUAGAGACCAAUCAGAACUAUUCUCUAUUAUUGUUACAUUUGAUGGAUAAAGGUGAAGUUGACAUACACAUUAGAGUUAGUGCUGCCAUAACUUUUAAAAACUUCAUUAAACGUAACUGGAGAGUGGUAGAAGAAGCUGGAGAUAAAAUUCCUGAAGUUGACAGAAAUGCCAUUAAACAACAUAUCGUAGGCUUGAUGUUGAAAAGUGUAGAACAAAUACAGUUACAACUAAGUGAUGCUAUCAGUAUUAUAGGCCGAGAAGAUUUCCCAGAUAAAUGGCCAGAUCUUAUCACUGAAAUGGUCAGUAAAUUUCUAACAGGUGAUUUCCAUGUAAUUAAUGGUGUUUUAAGAACAGCACAUUCACUCUUUAAAAGAUAUCGACAUGAAUUUAAAUCACAAGAACUGUGGACUGAAAUUAAGUUUGUUUUGAAUAAUUUUGCUACACCAUUUACUGAACUAUUUGUGGUAACAAUGGGGUUAGCUGAAACUCAUGCUAAUGAUCCAGUGGCAUUGAAAGUGAUAUUUAGUUCUAUUUUAUUAAUCUGUAAAAUAUUUUACAGUCUCAACUUUCAGGAUUUACCUGAACAUUUUGAAGAUAACAUGUCAACCUGGAUGACACAUUUCUUAACUUUACUGAGUAAAGACAAUAAAAUACUACAAACGACAGAUGAAGAAGAAGCAGGACUGUUAGAACAAGUCAAGUCACAGAUCUGUGAUAAUGUGGCUUUGUUUGCUCAGAAAUAUGACGAGGAAUUUUCAGCCCAUUUACCAAGUUUUGUCACAUCAACAUGGAAUCUUUUAACCAGUACUGGUCAGCAAGUUAAAUAUGAUUUGUUAGUUAGUAAUGCUAUACAGUUUUUAGCCUCAGUAGCUGAAAGACCAGCCUAUAAACAUUUGUUUGAAGACCCAGGAACAUUAGCUAGUAUCUGUGAAAAAGUUAUAGUCCCAAAUAUACAACUAAGAGUGGCAGAUGAAGAACUAUUUGAGGAUAAUGCUGAAGAAUAUAUUAGAAGAGAUAUUGAAGGCUCAGAUGUGGAUACAAGAAGAAGAUCAGCAUGUGAUUUAGUACAGGCUUUAAGUAAAUCAUUUGAAGGUCCAGUGAUUGAAAAUUUCUCAAAAUAUGUCCAGGGUUUACUGGCUGAGUACAGUGUCAAUCCAGCUGGUAACUGGAGAAGUAAAGAUUCUGCUAUAUAUUUAGUUACAUCAUUAGCAGCUAAAGGACAAACUCAAAAGCAAGGUGUUACACAAACUAGUGGUCUAGUUAAUAUGACAGAAUUUUUUGAAAACCAAAUUUUACCAGAUUUACAAUCUGCUAAUGUGAAUGAGGUACCAAUAUUAAAGGCAGAUGCAUUGAAAUAUUUAAUGGUCUUCAGAAAUCAACUACCCAUGACAGCUCUGAAUACAGGCUUACCAUGUUUAGUAAAUUUAUUAACAUCGGACUCUAAUGUUGUUCAUACGUACUCAGCUCAUUGUUUAGAGAGGUUAUUGAUGGUCAAAAAUGCAGCAGGAGGGGCAGCUUUAACAGUAGCAGACGUCCAGCCUCAUGCUGGAAAUUUAAUGACUAAUCUAUUUUUAACCAUGGAGAAGCCUGGUUCUACAGAAAAUGAAUAUGUUAUGAAAGCUGUUAUGAGAACAAUGUCAUUACUACAAGAGAAUAUAGUUCCUAUGGUACCUGAUAUUCUAAAAAGUUUAACAGGAAAAUUACUAUUAGUCAGUAAGAAUCCAAGUAAACCUCAUUUCAACCAUUAUUUAUUUGAAUGUUUAUGUGUGGCAAUAAGAACAACAUGUAAAACACAACGUGAAAUGGUGACAAGUUUUGAAGAAGUGUUAUUUACACCUUUCACUGAUAUAUUACAAGCUGAUGUCCAAGAAUUCAUCCCAUAUGUGUUUCAAAUUCUGUCUUUAUUAAUUGAGUUACAUACAGAAAGUGUUCCACCAUCUUAUAUGGCACUGUUUCCACAUUUAUUGGCUCCAGUAUUGUGGGAACGCCCUGGCAAUAUACCACCUUUAGUUAGAUUACUACAGUCUUAUAUAGAGAGAGGUGCUAAACAAAUAGAACCAGAAAAAAUAAAUGGAUUGUUAGGUAUAUUCCAGAAGUUAAUUGCCAGUAAAACUAAUGAUCAUGAAGGAUUCUAUCUUCUCAAUGCUAUCAUUGAAUUUAUGCCAGUUGAAAUUGUAAAGGAUUAUUUAAAACAAGUAUUUAUUUUGAUAUUCCAACGUUUACAAAGUUCUAAAACAACAAAGUAUAUAAAGAGUGUGCUGAUAUUUUUCUCCCUGUAUGCUAUCAAGUUUGGAGCAACCAAUUUAAUAGAAAUGAUUGAUACUAUACAACCAAAAAUGUUUUCAAUGGUGGUAGAAAGGCUAUAUAUACAAGAUCUACAGAAGAUCUCUGGAUCAGUUGAGAAGAAGAUUUGUGCUGUUGGUGUAACUAAAAUAUUAACAGAAGCUCCUAUUAUGAUAAAUGGUGACUAUGCCCCUCUGUGGCCCCAGUUAUUACAAGGGUUAAUUGGUUUAUUUGAACUACCAGAAGAUGACACUGUACCAGAAGAUGAACAUUUUAUAGAAGUUGAUGACACUCCUGGUUAUCAGACAGCCUACUCUCAACUUGCAUUUGCUGGUAAAAAAUCUCAUGACCCAGUUGGAGAUGUUCCUGAUGUUAAAAUAUAUCUAGCUAAACACCUUGAAAAACUAGCUGCAGAAAAUCCUGGGAAGAUUCAUCAAGUUAUCAGUGGUGGAGUACAAGAACAAGCCCAGACGUUCUUACAACAAUAUCUUCAAACAGCAGGGGUUACCUUAGUAUGAUGGUAACAACAGUCUAAAGACAAAGAUUUCAGCUGUCAUAUGCUCCACAUCAAAAAACUUAUUCCCAAAACAAUUGACCCUUGUGAAUGUAUUUUGACAAAGCUUCUAUGGAAUAGCAUUACUAGAGUCAUAUAAUUAUGUUUGAAUUUGAUAUCAAACAUGUUUGUAACUUGAUUUUUUGCUGUGAAAAUACUUCACAAGACAUGGUUGUCAAUUUGAAUACAAUAUGAACCAAAUACCUACACAAUACGUAGGAUCAGAGUUUAAUUACAUGUUUAAGCUGUGUUCAUUUUUUGUAAAGAAAGAUAAUGAAAAAGUAACUGCCAUGAUUUUUCUGUUUUGUGUAUAUUUAACAUCAUGAAGUGCUUUUGUUGUAAAUUGUUUAAAGAAUUUCUUCUGCCA